AUGGGACCUCAAAUAUGUACACUCCUUACCCGUAUCGCCCACGAUGAAACCUACCAGCAACUUUUCUUCAUAAAGCACAACGAGCAUACUUGGAAGAUGGUGUUGCAAGAACAGAAACUAGCGCUAGACUUACUCCUUCAUACCGAUUGGAUGAAACAUAUGAUCAAGCACAAGCGAGUGGUCAAGACUCCAGAGGGGGAGUUGAAAACAACUGCAGAAUGGCCGAAGAAGAUGAGGGUGAUAAGUAGACUAUUCGACGUGAUCCAUCCGCUAGCUGAUGAUGUCAAGGUUUUACCGGGAUCAUCAUCUACUUCUGCAGAGCUGAAGAAACAAGGGUACAGAUUAUGGUGUGAUUGGCAGAAAAGUAAUCAAUAUACAUGGUAUUUCCCAUACGUCGCUGUCAAAAAUCGAUUGUAUCCUAGAUGGUUGAAGAAUAAACCAUUAACAACUUCCAUCACUCAAGUAGAACUUCCCAAGAUAUCAAUAGAUACUUCGGCUUCGACUCAGUCCCAAGCAUCUGGAGGAUCGAUUAUCAAAACAUCUACAUCUACGAUCACCACUCCCCAACCACCCCCUUCACCUCCACCUUCCCGAACUACCUCUCCCUUUCUUCGCUCACCAAGUCGUAGUCAACACGAUCAUCUCUCGCCUUACUUUACCGGUCAAAGUGAGAAACAGAGUCAAAGAGAGGUGCCACCUCAUUUGCAGAAGGUGAAACCUAAAUUGGCAGAAAGUUUACAUGAGUUCAUUGGAAAUUUGAAAUUGGAUGAUAUUCCUAUCGAACCGCCUCCUGAGGGGUGGGAUAACGGCGAUUUAUAUCCUACACCUGCUACCACUCCUAUACCAAUCUCAGGAGAUGAUGGACUAUCUCGUCAAGACAAAGUCAGAAUAGAUCUGGGAUACGGGAUGGAAGUUGGAUAUGGGGACAAUGAGGAGUUGGUAUCAGCUAUGAUGAUGCUAAUGAUCCAAGAGCUGAAUGAAAAACAAUCCAAUUGUAUGGACAAAGUAACAAUAGCAUACGAACCACCCCUAAACCUAUUUGAACGAGCGGUCCUAUGUCUAGUGAUCAAGAUGGGAGGUAGGCUCAUACCGUUAGGCGAUAGAGAGAAGAUGCAAGAAUUCUAUAGGAGGAUAGUGGGCUUGGAGGACAAGAGUGCAUAUAUACUAUGGAAAGAUACGAGUAACUUUGAGAUGAUGUUAGAUGUGGCAGAAGCGAGUAGAGAUAUUUUACCUAUACCGAUCAGCUUAGUUGGGGUCGUGCAGAUGAUGGUCGGGAAUAGGAACAGGGAAAUGGAGAGAGGGAUGGUGGAUCUGAUAACUUUCUGA
Molecule: messenger RNA, 1326 nt
Organism: Kwoniella botswanensis
Lineage: Eukaryota; Fungi; Basidiomycota; Tremellomycetes; Tremellales; Cryptococcaceae
Exons: 5
Coding region: 1-1326 (441 amino acids)
Source: RefSeq, a predicted model, not a curated record